Messenger RNA from Oryza sativa Japonica Group (Japanese rice), 2099 nucleotides. RefSeq names its product transcription factor MYB65. The record is from RefSeq and is a predicted model, not a curated record. NCBI's taxonomy places the organism in Eukaryota, Viridiplantae, Streptophyta, Magnoliopsida, Poales, Poaceae.
AUAGCACCAAAAGUACAAGAACUCCUAGCAUCAGAUGCCUCCAGUCCAUAUAUAGCCCUUUGGAGAGCAAAAAGGGAGAACAACCCAGACAAAAGAGACAGCCAUGUACUGCCCUUGGCCUUAACCCCCACCACCACAGCCCCUCACUGCCUUUCACCUGCAAAAACCACUUGCAACCCUCACAAAACCAAAAAACGCCAGCAGCCAGCUUCCCUCCCCCCUCCAAUUUUAGCAACUUCUCCCUUAAAAUCUCCCCCCCCCCCCCCCCUUGCAUUGCACCUCUCCUUCUCUACCCACACCACCCCCGCCGUCUCCGCCGCCGCCACCACCACCGAUUCUUUCUCCGGUGCCACCUAUGGAAGAGAUGAUCAAGCCGGCACCGGCACCGGCGUCGUCGGAGGAGGAGAAGGAGGUGGUGGCUACUGCUGCUACUGGAGAAAGGAGGCAUGAGGAGGCGACGGCCGGGAGAGAGGAGCAGGAAGAGGAGGAGGAGGAGGAGGAGGCGCCGGUGGUGCUGAAGAAGGGGCCGUGGACCACGGCGGAGGACGCCGUGCUGGUGCAGCACGUCCGGCAGCACGGCGAGGGGAACUGGAACGCGGUGCAGCGGAUGACCGGGCUGCUCCGCUGCGGCAAGAGCUGCCGCCUCCGGUGGACCAACCACCUCCGCCCCAACCUCAAGAAGGGUUCCUUCUCCCCCGACGAGGAGCUCCUCAUCGCGCAGCUCCACGCCCAGCUCGGCAACAAGUGGGCGCGCAUGGCCUCCCAUCUGCCGGGGAGGACGGACAACGAGAUCAAGAACUACUGGAACACGAGGACCAAGCGGCGCCAGCGCGCCGGCCUGCCGGUGUACCCGCCGGAUGUGCAGCUCCACCUCGCCUUCGCCAAGCGCUGCCGCUACGACGACUUCUCCUCGCCGCUGUCGUCGCCGCAGCAAUCCGCGGGGAGCAAUGUCCUCUCUAUGGACGCAGCCGAUGCCGCCGGCGCCGCCUCGUCCGGGUACACCAGCGCGCGCCCGCCGCCGCUCGACCUCGCCGGCCAGCUUGCCAUGGGGAGCCGGCCGGUUCAGCUCCUCGCCGCGACGCCGUUCUCCGCGCCUUCGUCCCCGUGGGGUAAGCCGUUCGCUCGGAACGCGCAGUUCUUCCAGUUCCCGCACUCGUCGCCCGUGUCGCCGACGACGCCGACCGGGCCGGUGCAGGUGCACCCGGUCACGCCGGAGCUCUCGUUGGGCUACGGCCUUCACGCCGGCGACCGGGCCAGACUCCCGCCUGUCUCGCCGUCCCCGGGUGCCAGAGCCGAGCUCCCUUCAAGCCAAUUGCGCCCGUCGAUGGCGCCUACCACAGCCGCCGCCGCCGCCACCGGCGGCUUGGUCGGCGGAGCGCUGCAGGAUCACCCAAACGCGGCGAGCCUCGAGGCCAUGCUGCAGGAGCUGCACGACGCCAUCAAGAUCGAACCGCCGGCGCCGCCGGAAAACAGAGGAACGGAAGAAGAAGGCGGCGGCGGCGGCGGCAAUCUGCGCGGCGUAAGUGGUGACGGCAAACCGGAGGUAGAGCUCAAGGACGACAUCGAGACACUCUUCGACCUUAUCAUACCGGCGACGUUCCCGGCGGCGGCGCCGGAGCCCGCCGCCGCCGCGACGGCCGCCUCCGCCGCGCCCAACCACUCCAGCUCCGUCUCGCAGCACAGCAGCGACGACCAGGACCACUCCAACGGCGCCGACGUCCUCGACCUGCCCAUCCUCACCGGCGGCGGAGGCGGCUCGUCGGAGCAGGACGACUGGAGCCUCGACGGCGCCGCCUGCCAGUGGGACAACAUCUCCGGCGGCAUCUGCUGACAUGAAUUUCGAUGAUCAACGCUGCGUCUGAAACAUUCUGUGAUCCCAAGAACCGCUCAAGAAGAGCUCUUUUUUUUUUCCUUUUUGCGAACAUUUUUCUUGGCCUUCUUUUUUUUUUUCAUGUACCUGGGGUUAAUUAGGUUGUAUCGAUCGUGACUGAGCAAAGUGCAAAUCUUCGAUGCCCCCAGUGAGGCUUUUAACUUCGUUUUUUUUUAAUUACAAAUGACUCGGUCUGAGCUGAUCAUAUCAAAGUUUUUAUCGGCAUAUA